Messenger RNA from Aspergillus affinis, 987 nucleotides. RefSeq names its product short-chain dehydrogenase. The transcript has a single exon. The record is from RefSeq and is a predicted model, not a curated record. The coding region runs from base 1 to 987 and encodes 328 amino acids. Lineage: Eukaryota; Fungi; Ascomycota; Eurotiomycetes; Eurotiales; Aspergillaceae.
AUGAGCUCCCUCAAGCGUGCCUGGCCCCAGCUCUUCCCCUCUAAGGGCACUCUUACCGCGUCCACCAUCCCCUCGCAAACCGGCAAAGUCGUUAUCGUCACCGGCGCCACCGCUGGCAUCGGCCUCGAACUGAUCAAAGCCCUCUAUUACGCCGGCGCUACCGUCUACCUUGCCGCGCGCAACAAGGACAAAGCCGAUGCCGCCAUCGCCGACCUCCAGGCUUCUUCCUCCUCCUCUGCCGGCUCUCUCCACUUCCUCCCUCUCGACCUCAACGACCUGCGCACUGUCAAACCCUUCACGCAGGCCUUCCUGGCUGCGGAAUCCCGUCUCGACCUGCUCUUCAACAACGCCGGCGUCGCCAACCAGCCACCGUCCCGCCGCACCCAACAAGGCCUGGAACCCCAUAUCGGCAUCAACUGCGUCGCGCCCUACCUGCUCACCCAGCUCCUCGCGCCCCUCCUGACUGCCACCGUCGCCCUGACAAACACCCGCGCCAACAGCGUCCGCGUCGUCUGGUCGACUAGCAUGCUGGUCGAGUUCCUGGCCCCGACCGAGGGCGUUCCCCCGGCGGAGCUGGAGCAUCCGUCUGCCGAUCAAAACCGGAACUACGCCAUCAGCAAGGCGGGGAACUGGUUCCUCGCCGACCGUCUGGCCCGGCAGCUGGGCGAGCGCGGCGUCGUCAGCGUCGCGCAGAACCCGGGCAAUAUCUACACGGGCAUCUUUGACGAGGCGCCGCGCCUGACCGUCUGGUUGUCCAAGCCGCUGUAUUAUAGCCCCGUGGAGGGCGCGCAGACCAUGCUGUGGGCCGGGCUGGCCGAGGAGGUCGAGGUGAAGGAUGGCGGGCAGUUUGUGAUUCCGUUCGGGCGAUGGCAUCCGUGUCCCAGGGAGGAAUUGCUGGAGGCCAUGAAAGAGAGGAACGAGGGGGGGAAGGGCUACGGGAGGGUGUUUGAGGAAUGGUGUGCGAAACAGGUGGAAAGUUUUCGUUAA